CCCGACCCCCCGCUGCGUCCCCUGUGCUGCGCGUCGUGCCACUCACCCCUCCCCGGUGCUGUUCCCAGGCGUGGGCUACGGGAUGAUGGUGGUGUCCACGUACAUCGGGAUCUACUACAACGUGGUGAUCUGUAUUGCCUUCUACUACUUCUUUGUGUCCAUGACGCGCGUGCUGCCCUGGACGUACUGCAGCAACGCCUGGAACACGCCCGACUGCGUGGGGGUGCUGGACGGGAACCUCUCCAGCCGCGCCGCCCUCAACCUCACCCGCUUCCUCAAUGCCACCCAGAAGCGCACCAGCCCCAGCGAGGAGUACUGGAGGAGGUACGUGCUGGACCUGUCGGACGACAUUGGGAACCUGGGCGAGGUGCGGUUGCCCCUCCUGGGGUGCCUUGGCGUCUCCUGGGUCGUCGUCUUCCUCUGCCUCAUCAAGGGCGUCAAGUCCUCGGGGAAGGUGGUGUACUUCACGGCCACCUUCCCCUACGUGGUGCUCACCAUCCUCUUCGUGCGUGGCAUCACACUGGAGGGGGCCCUCACCGGCAUCAUGUACUACCUGACACCCCAGUGGGACAAGAUCCUCAAUGCCAAGGUGUGGGGUGAUGCGGCCUCACAGAUCUUCUACUCACUGGGCUGUGCCUGGGGCGGGCUCAUCACCAUGGCCUCCUACAACAAGUUCCACAACAACUGCUACCGGGACAGCAUCAUCAUCAGCAUCACCAAUUGCGCCACCAGUGUCUAUGCUGGCUUCGUCAUCUUCUCCAUCCUGGGCUUCAUGGCCAACCACUUGGGUGUGGAUGUCUCCAAGGUGGCUGACCACGGCCCCGGCCUGGCCUUCGUCGCCUACCCUGAGGCCCUCACCCUGCUCCCCAUCUCGCCCCUCUGGUCCAUCCUCUUCUUCUUCAUGCUUAUCCUCCUGGGGCUGGGCACUCAGUUCUGCCUGCUGGAGACACUGGUUACGGCCAUCGUGGACGAAGUGGGCAACGAGUGGAUCAUCCGCAGGAAGACCUUUGUGACGCUAGGGGUGGCCGUGGCGGGCUUCCUGCUGGGCGUCCCACUCACCACACAGGCGGGCAUCUACUGGCUCCUGCUGAUGGACAACUAUGCUGCCAGCUUCUCCCUGGUCGUCAUCUCCUGUAUCAUGUGUGUGGCCAUCAUGUAUAUCUAUGGGCACCGCAACUACUUCAAGGACAUUGAGAUGAUGCUGGGCUUCCCGCCUCCCCUCUUCUUCCAGAUCUGCUGGCGCUUCAUCUCGCCUGCCAUCAUCUUUUUCAUCCUGGUCUUCACAGUAAUCCAGUACCGGCCCAUCUCCUACAACGAUUAUGUCUACCCUACCUGGGCCAUCAGCAUCGGCUUCCUCAUGGCGCUCUCCUCUGUUAUCUGCAUCCCCAUCUACGCCAUCUACAAAGUGUGCCGCUCUGAGGGGGACACGCUGCUGGAGCGCUUGAAAAAUGCUACCAAGGCGAGCAAGGACUGGGGCCCGGCGCUGGCAGAGCACCGCAGCGGGCGCUACGCCCCGGUGCUCAGUCCCUCCACCGAGUCCCAC
Merops nubicus (carmine bee-eater) is the source of this 1543-nucleotide messenger RNA. RefSeq names its product solute carrier family 6 (neurotransmitter transporter, glycine), member 9 (gene SLC6A9). NCBI's taxonomy places the organism in Eukaryota, Metazoa, Chordata, Aves, Coraciiformes, Meropidae. The annotation marks the transcript as partial. Gene Ontology annotation, biological process: synaptic transmission, glycinergic; sodium ion transmembrane transport; glycine import across plasma membrane. Gene Ontology annotation, cellular component: membrane. Gene Ontology annotation, molecular function: glycine:sodium symporter activity. The transcript has 10 exons. The record is from RefSeq and is a predicted model, not a curated record.